Messenger RNA from Poecilia latipinna (sailfin molly), 4036 nucleotides. RefSeq names its product Ro60, Y RNA binding protein (gene ro60). The record is from RefSeq and is a predicted model, not a curated record. Gene Ontology annotation, molecular function: RNA binding. The transcript is spliced from 9 exons. Gene Ontology annotation, cellular component: ribonucleoprotein complex. Bases 138 to 1751 code for a protein of 537 amino acids. Lineage: Eukaryota; Metazoa; Chordata; Actinopteri; Cyprinodontiformes; Poeciliidae.
UAUCCCAGCAUCCACUGCGCCCCACCCUCGUUCCCCCCGAUUACGUCACUGCCAACCGGAGGGCAGGCCUCGCUCCAUCAGGCUGCAUCAAAACUUUCGCACUGUGCAAAUAUCUCGCGGCCUUCUCCAACACAGCAAUGGAGCCAUCAGAAAACACCACCAGCAACCACGCCCCAAAUUCAACAGGCGCCGAGGGCUCAUGGGAGAUCAGCGACAAGACCAGACUCUGCCGCUUCCUCUGCUACGGCUCAGAGGGAGAAAUCUACACCGCCAGAGAGCAGGGCCGCGUUGCCACGGAGACCGCCGGAGCCCUGCUGUCGCUGCUGCAGGAGGGGAGAGGCGCAGAGGCGGUGGAGGAGGCCAAGCGGUUCGCCCAAGGCGGCCGCGCCGUCAGGCCGGGGCCGGCCCUUUUCGCCCUGGCCUUGUGCUCGCAGCAUUCAGAGCUGAAGACGAGGCAGGCGGCUUUCAAAGCCCUGAGGGAGGUCUGCCGGGACCCGGCCCACUUGUUCUCCUUCGUCCAGUACAAGAAGGAGCUGAAAGAGGGCAUGAAAUGUGGGAUUUGGGGGCGCGCCCUGAGGAAGGCCGUGUCCGACUGGUACAACGAGCAGGACCCCCUGAGUCUGGCUGCGGCGGUGACCAGGUGUAAGCAGAGAGAGGGCUGGUCGCACCAGGACCUGCUCAGGCUCUCCCACACCAAACCGGCCACAGAGGCUGUUGCCUUGAUCAGCAAAUAUGUAACAAAAGGGUGGAAGGAGGUCCAGGCGGCUUACGCCGACAAAGAGAAAUCUGAGGAAGUGGUCAAAGUGCUCUCCUAUCUGGAAGUGGUGGAAAAGGUCAAGCACAGCUGUGACGAAGUGGAGGUCAGCGGUUUAAUAGAGGAGCACAAGCUGGAGAGGGAGCAGCUGCUGACAGACCACCUGAGGUCAAAACAGGUGUGGAGUGCCCUGCUGAAGGAGAUAUCCCUGCAUUCCAUUCUUAAAAUCCUGGGAAAGAUGACGUCCAACAAACUUCUUGAGCCACGGAGCGCCGAGACCCAAACCAUCUGUGAGAGACUCCAGAACGAGUCGUCGCUAAAGAAGGCCAACAUCCACCCUUUCAGCAUCCUUUUGGCUUCGGAAAACUAUAAACGAGGCCAAGGCUUCCAGGGGAAAACGAAGUGGGAAGCGGAUGGUAGCAUCCUCAAAGCCAUGGACUGGGCUUUUUAUACAAGCUUUCAGAACGUGGAGCCCGUCGGGAAGCGCUUCGUCGUGGCUGUAGACGUGGGCACAUCGCUGACCAGCAUCGUUCCGGGAACGGCGAUUAGCACGGCGGUUGCAGCUGCAGCCAUAACCAUGAUUUUUGCUCGGACAGAAUCCAACACGCAGGUCCUGGCCUUCUCUGAGGGCGCUGUGGUUCCGUGCUCUCUUUCUGCAGAUAUGUCGCUUGCAGAAGUGACUGCUGAGCUGGUUAAGUUCCCCAGCGGUAGCACAGACUGCACCCUUCCUGUCACAUGGGCCACAGAAAAUGGGAAGUCUGUGGACAUGUUCAUCAUUCUGACCAACAACCCACUCUGGACAUUUACGGCCAGCCCACUGGACUCUCUGAAGAAACACAGACAUGCAUCAGGUACAGACUCCAAGCUGGUGAUGUGCGGCCUGACCUCCAUCGGCCACGCCAUCGCAGACACAGAGGACAGGGGCUUACUCAGCAUCUGCGGCUUUGACCUCGGAGCGUUCAGCGUCAUCCGGAACCUCGCUCUCGACCUUAUCUGACCUGACCCGACCCCAUCCAAUCCAACAAAAUCCGAGUUUCAGACACGCAGUGUUCUGGAGUAACUAAUCUCCCUCUCAAAGGAAAAAAAAAAGAAAGAAAGAAAGAAAAAAAAAUACUGACACUUACAAUUCCAAAUUUUUGUAUUCCGUUCUGACAAAGCGUCCAGCAGGCUGGACGGUUCUCCAGCGGCGUCACAAGGUGCCGAUACAGGGUAUGGUUCGUGUGGCGCGACUACGCAGCAGGCCAGUUCUGGUUCUGGUUCUGGUUCUGGUUCUGGGUAAGACACUAACAUCUCUCAUUUCCAGCCAGAAGAUGAAGUCAUAACGUUGGGUUAUUUUAAGGUGGUUUCUUGUAGUUUUUUUUAUUACUCUGGUAGCAGGUUUGAGGUAAAGUAGGUGAAUUGUGAAGCUGGAACUAAUUUUAUGUAGUAUGUUUAUAAAUUAUUAACCGAUCUGUGGGAAAUGAAGAUGAGAGGACAAGAGGAACCACCAAAAAGUCCACAGGAUAACUCUGUUCUGUGUAAUUUUUAUGAUUUAUUUAGUUUUUAUUUGAAUACUAACACUAGUUUCAUUUUAGAAUGUUUUAGAUUUAUUCCUGUUUAGUCCCUCGAUCACUUUUGUUAUAUCAGAGUAGUCUCUCUCUCUCUCUCUGUCGAUCUACUGUCCUGAUUAAAAGUUUACAUCCACUCAUCAGGCACAUAAAUGCCACAAUAAUUUAGAGCUUUUAUUGUUUUAUUUCAAUCUGUUGGAAUGACUGUGUUUAUAAAAACAACAAUUAAGUGCACAAGUUUGAAUGUAACGCGGAUUAUCUUUAAUCCACAUGGUCCGUAGCACAUAUAAUCUGCAUUUACAAACAAAUAUUACUGGUUGCUUUUUUUCCCUUGGUCUCUGUAAUUUUGAUGCGAUGUGGAUUAGGAAAAAAAAAUCACAAUAUUCACAUUUUAUUUAAACUUAACGAUCCAGUUCUUGUUUUAAACAUCUCCUGACAACAUGCUGUAUAAUCAGUCCACUCUGGAAAAAAUAGUGGUUUAAACGCAUCGCUGAAACACUAAAGUUGAAGAUAUUCAAACCUGUGAUGGUGGAUGUCAAGUUCCGACUGGCACUGUACGUCAGGGUGUUCCCUUUGAAAUGGGAUAACCUGUUUUUUUUUGGAGGACUGUUUUGGGGUUUUUUUUGUUUUGUUUUGUUUUUUUCUGAGCAACAAAAUUAUGCAAAUGUCAAGGACUUCAACAGAUUUUGGUGAAAGUUGAGAUAAAUUGGCUCAGUUUCUCAUUUUAGUCAAAAAUCUAUGCAUCGCCAUUCGGUAGGGCUGCACUGAUUGCAGGUUUCUGGCCGAUCAACCAAUAUUUAUAAAGCCUGAUUCCAGUUUUGACUGUUUGUUUGUUUGUUUGUUUUUUUGUUUGUUUUUUUGUUUGUUUUUUUGUCUAAAAGUUGGCAAAAUAUAGUGUAAAAAUCACUUAAGUUGGCAACAGCUUGGUGACUGCUGUUUACCCCGCAUGUUCCGAUGUGACCUUGUGGGCGGGUCAGUCCGGUCUCACUAUAGAACAAAACGGGACAGUGGUUCGUUUUCACGUCUUAACAGAUGAAAUCAGGUAGAUGAAAUCAGUUUCAGUUACAAGUAUCGGCCGAUCACCUAAAAUGAAGUUAACUUGGGCCGAUUUCUUGGUGCACCCCUACAACUAGAACAAUACUGCAUCAUGUUAAGAUUAAUUGUAGCUGGGUAAGAAGAACUGUUCACGAUGACUGAUUCUGCUAAAGUUGCACUGCUGUAUCUUUAAUUUAUUUGCAAAAACUAACAACCGCAACUAUUGUGGAAUGAAUCAAAUCGAAUGUACCUUUUGAAGUCAUGAAAUUGUUUAGAUUUAAGCAAUCCGAUUUCUAUUUCACCAUUAACUGAUCCCACCAUGCUCACUGUGUCGGUAGCAGAAGCAUUCAAACUGUAGUAAUUACAGACGUCGCUCACUAAACUCGUCAAUCAUCCCGGUGUGGUCCGCUGUAUAACACGAUUCUCAACCCUGGAACUGUCAAGGCAAUAUUUACUUUCUUUCCAUAUAGACUUAACCUGUAAAGGUCUGACGUAACUGUUCCAUAACUACUGUCGCUACGGCAUCUGUAGUCUUCACAGGAGAGAGUAGAAUUGAGGUGGUGUUGUUCACGAGAGUUUCUCCACUGUGGUUCACUUCUUUUCCCGCCAUUUUGUCUGUUAUUUGACUUGUUACAUGAGCAUUUUGAUUGUAGUGGCAAUGUAAUCCCAUCCCUAAUAAACAUUUAUGCUGCUCUUGAAA